Seriola dumerili (greater amberjack) is the source of this 1002-nucleotide messenger RNA. Its product is annotated as trace amine-associated receptor 1-like. Gene Ontology annotation, biological process: G protein-coupled receptor signaling pathway. Gene Ontology annotation, molecular function: trace-amine receptor activity. The transcript has a single exon. The coding region runs from base 1 to 1002 and encodes 333 amino acids. NCBI's taxonomy places the organism in Eukaryota, Metazoa, Chordata, Actinopteri, Carangiformes, Carangidae. Gene Ontology annotation, cellular component: membrane. The record is from RefSeq and is a predicted model, not a curated record.
AUGGAGCCAGAAGUUACUAUCAACAAGACUGACGUUGUGGCUGACAUACAUCCCUGCUAUGAAAUAGAUAACUUUAACUACAUACUGAAAAGCACCCCUUCUGUUGUAUGUGUAUUACUAUAUGUUUUCCUUGUACUUUUGUCUGUUAUUACAAUAUGUGGAAAUCUUCUUGUUAUAAUCUCCAUAAUUUACUUCAAACAGCUUCACACACCCACAAACUACCUGAUUCUGUCUCUGGCUGUGGCUGACCUGCUUGUUGGGAUUGUAGUUUUUCCUUUCAGCAUGGCGUUCUCUCUCAGCUCAUGUCUGUAUUAUGAAAGUUUAUUUUGCAAAGUAAGGGGCAGUUGUGAUAUAUCGCUCAGUACAUGUUCUAUUCUGAACUUGUGCUGUAUUUCUAUUGACAGAUAUUAUGCUGUGUGUCAGCCUCUGACAUACAGAACUAAAAUUAACCAUUGUGUUGUUGUGAUCAUGAUCCUGGUGAGCUGGGGUAUCUCUGCUCUCAUUGGAAUUGGUGUAAUAAUUGCAGGAUUAAACAAUGAAAAAUGUGAGGAAAGGUGUUUAAUCGAUGUUCUCAUAGCAAACACUAUUGGACCUAUUUUAUCAUUUUACCUCCCAGUGAUCAUAAUGCUCUGUAUCUACCUAAAGAUUUUUCUUGUUGCGCAGAGACAGGCACGCAGCAUCCAGAACACAACCUGUCACAGCACAAAGUCUGGAGCAGUUGUCAGUAAGAUGGAGAGAAAGGCCACAAAAACUCUGGCAACUGUUUUGGGAGUUUUUCUUGUAUGUUGGACUCCUUUCUUUUUAUGCAUCACCUUUCUGCCUUUUUCUAAUAUUCCAGUACCAGUUAAUGUGAUUGAGACUCUUAAUUGGCUUACAUUGUCAAAUUCAAUGCUGAAUCCAUUUAUCUAUGCUUUCUUUUACAGCUGGUUCAGAUCAGCUUUCAAAAUAAUCAUUUCAGGGAAAAUAUUCCAAGGAGAUUUUGCAAACUCCAUGUUGAACUGA